Molecule: messenger RNA, 1398 nt
Organism: Hordeum vulgare subsp. vulgare (domesticated barley)
Lineage: Eukaryota; Viridiplantae; Streptophyta; Magnoliopsida; Poales; Poaceae
Product: CBL-interacting protein kinase 5-like
Exons: 1
Coding region: 13-1398 (461 amino acids)
Biological process (GO): signal transduction; protein phosphorylation
Molecular function (GO): ATP binding; protein kinase activity
Source: RefSeq, a predicted model, not a curated record
GGCACUGUCCUGAUGAACCGCUAUGAGCUUGGACGCAUCCUGGGGCAUGGAACAUUCGCAAAGGUGUAUCACGCUAGGAGCCUCAUGUGCAACCACAGUGUCGCCAUCAAGGUCAUUGACAAGGAAAAGGUGUUGCGUGUGGGCAUGAUCGAGCGGAUCAAGCGGGAGAUCUCUGUCAUGAGGCUCGUCCGCCACCCCAACAUUGUCCAACUGCACGAGGUCAUGGCCAGCAAGACCAAGAUAUACUUUGUCAUGGAGCACGUCCGGGGAGGCGAUCUCUUCAGCAGGGUAGCCAAAGGCCGGCUCAGGGAGGAGGUGGCAAGGAAGUUCUUCCAGCAGUUGAUCGCGGCCAUUGAUUUUUGCCACAGUCGUGGUGUAUACCACCGGGACCUCAAGCUGGAGAACCUCCUCAUAGACGACACCGACAACAUCAAGGUUUCUGACUUUGGGCUUAGCGCCCUCAGGGAGUCUCUGGGGCCAGAUGAUCUGCUGCACACCACAUGUGGUACACCUUCGUAUGUCGCCCCGGAGAUCAUCAACAAUAAGGGCUAUGACGGCGCAACAGCAGAUGUAUGGUCUUGUGGAGUCAUACUGUUUGUUCUACUCGCAGGCUACCUUCCCUUCCAUGAUUCCAACCUAAUGGAGAUGUACAGGAAGAUAGGAAAAAGUGAAUUCAAGAGCCCUCACUGGUUUAGCUAUGAUGUCAGCAAGAUUCUGGGGAAGCUCCUUGAUCCAAACCCAGAGACUCGCAUCACCAUCGAGAAGCUGGUCGAGGAUCCGUGGUUCAAGGCGGAGUACAGACCAGCAGUACUUCUGGCACAGCCACACGGCUCAAAGAGCUUGAAGAGCGUGCAGUACAAACCAACAAUACCGCUGGCACAGCGACAUGGCUCAAAGAGCAUGAAGGGCGUGUACGUCACUAUCAGCACCGAGCACAAGGUUAACAAAUGUGAACAGCCGGAACAAUCAUCCAACGCCAUGAAGCCAUCAAGCUUGAACGCGUUUGACAUCAUCUCCCUAUCGCAUGGAUUUGAUAUCUCAGGCCUGUUAGAGAUGCAGCGGAAGCAGAAGGUGCCUGAGUUGUUCAUCACACAAGAUCCAACAUCAACGAUAGUGUCAAAGUUGGAGGAAAUUGCUAAGACAAAGCACUUCAACGUGAAGAAAAAAGAUGGGAUAGUGAAGCUGCAGGGAUGUAAGGAAGGGAGGAAGGGGAAGCUUGCCAUCGAUGCGGAAAUAUUCGAGGUUGCGUCAUCCUGCUAUGCCGUCAAGGUCAAGAAGGCAGCAGGGGACACUUUGGAGUACCAAAUGUUCUGUAACAAGGACCUAAGGCCUUCCCUGAAGGACAUCUGUUGGACAUCGACAUCAGAGGAUCAACUGCUAACAAGUUGUGGCACAUAA